AAAAGAAUGCAAAACAAUCGGGAGGUUUAAUGGAUGGAGAUUAAGCGAACGCUUCAAUGGCAAUUAUUUCCGGCCAUCACUUUUCUUCUUCUCUCUUCCCUUACUUCCUCUUUCUCUCUCUCUCUCUCUCUCUCUCUCUAGUCUUCUCCUCUUUGCAUCCCCAAUUCAUCGUCCUCACGUUCCUUUUUUUGUUUAUUCAUCAUCUUCCUUUGAUCACAUUUUAGGGUUUGUUUCCACAAUUUCUAGGUUUUUCUUGGGAUGGUUAAUUGAUAAGGUAAUGUUGGAGGAUUUAUUAGCUUCACAUUGUGGGUUUUUCUGGGUUCCUCAGGUGUAUUAUUAGAUCUGAGCUCCGGUCUGGGUGGUGUUAAAAAGAUUGUGAAGAAGAAGAAGAAGAAGAAGAAAAGGUGGAGUCAAUGAGCGCUUCAAGGUUCAUAAAGUGCGUCACCGUUGGUGAUGGCGCUGUUGGUAAAACCUGUUUGCUGAUUUCUUAUACCAGCAACACCUUCCCCACGGAUUACGUUCCGACUGUUUUCGAUAACUUCAGCGCAAAUGUGGUUGUUAAUGGUGCCACGGUGAAUCUUGGAUUGUGGGAUACUGCAGGGCAGGAGGACUAUAACAGAUUAAGACCUUUGAGUUACCGCGGUGCUGAUGUUUUCAUUCUUGCCUUCUCUCUCAUUAGUAAGGCUAGUUAUGAGAACGUUUCCAAGAAGUGGAUCCCAGAGUUGAAGCACUAUGCUCCUGGUGUCCCAAUCGUCCUCGUUGGAACCAAACUAGAUCUUCGGGAUGACAAGCAGUUCUUUAUCGACCAUCCUGGUGCUGUCCCGAUUACCACUGCUCAAGGAGAGGAGCUGAAGAAGCUAAUUGGAGCUCCUGCCUAUAUCGAGUGCAGUUCAAAAUCACAAGAGAACGUAAAGGGCGUGUUCGAUGCAGCGAUCAGAGUGGUCCUUCAACCUCCAAAGCAGAAGAAAAAGAAGAACAAAGCACAAAAGGCCUGCUCCAUUUUGUAGUAGAUCUCAUGGAAGUCAAGAAGCUCCUUGAGAUGUCGAUGACAGGGUGGUUUUAAAGAAGUAUUGCUUUUUUCAUUUUUGUUGUUGUUUUCCGUAUUCAUUUGUGAUAUCUUAGUUCCUUGACAAACGAAUUGUGGGAUUGUGGGGUUAAUUUAACUUCUAUUUUAACUGAUAGCCGAGACCCGAGAGGGCUAAUGUUUAGUCAUUUGCAAAUGUUUUUAUCAAUUGUAAUGAUGUUGAUUAUCCA
This is a messenger RNA of Capsella rubella, 1254 nucleotides long. Its product is annotated as rac-like GTP-binding protein ARAC6. Gene Ontology annotation, molecular function: GTPase activity; GTP binding; protein kinase binding. Gene Ontology annotation, biological process: cortical cytoskeleton organization; small GTPase-mediated signal transduction; actin filament organization. The coding region runs from base 414 to 1007 and encodes 197 amino acids. NCBI's taxonomy places the organism in Eukaryota, Viridiplantae, Streptophyta, Magnoliopsida, Brassicales, Brassicaceae. The record is from RefSeq and is a predicted model, not a curated record. Gene Ontology annotation, cellular component: cell cortex; cell projection; cytoskeleton. The transcript is spliced from 8 exons.